Triticum turgidum subsp. durum (durum wheat) is the source of this 1587-nucleotide messenger RNA. The record is from the annotation of a GenBank genome assembly. Lineage: Eukaryota; Viridiplantae; Streptophyta; Magnoliopsida; Poales; Poaceae.
AUGGAGCCCAAGCCGCCCACGUCCUCGGAGGAGGAGGCGGCGGCGGGGCCGACGACCCCUCGGUUCAGGCUCGGGAAGCAGUCGUCCCUGGCGCCCAGCCGCGGCGGUGAAAACGGCGCCGAGGUGUCGGGGGAGGCCGCCGGCGUCGCCAGCUUCCAGAUGAUGUACCUGGCCCACGAGGGCAACGCGGAGGGGAUACGCGAGCUCCUCGACGCCGGCGCCGACCCCAACUUCCGCGACUCCGACGGCCGCACGGCGCUGCAUAUCUCCGCCUGCGAGGGCCACGCCGAGGUCGUCGCUCUGCUGCUCGACCGCGGCGCGGAGGCCGUCGUCGAGGACCAGUGGGGAAGCACGCCUUUGGCAGAUGCGAUGCAUUACCAGAACCAUGAUGUUAUCAAGAUCUUGGAGAAGCAUGACUCGAACCAUAAGGUUGCUCCUAUGCAUGUUAACAGUGAUCGUGAUGUUCCUGAAUACGAGAUUGAUCCGGACGAACUUGACUUCACAAAUGGCAAAGAUUUAGCUAAGGGUACAUUUCGGAAAGCAACAUGGAGGGGCAUUCUGGUUGCUGUUAAAAAGCUGGAUGAUGAUGUACUUACUGACGAGAACAAAGUACAAGCAUUCAGAGAUGAGCUUGACGUUCUGCAACUAAUACGGCAUCCAAAUGUCGUUCAAUUUCUGGGCGCUGUAACACAAACCAACCCAAUGAUGAUUGUCAUGGAAUUUAUGCCGAAGGGUGAUUUGCGCAAACACUUGAAUAGGAAAGGAGCUCUGGAACCUUUGUAUGCAGUUAAAUUAGCUCUUGAUAUUGCAAGAGGAAUGAGUUACUUACAUGAGCAUAAACCCCAAGCUAUCAUCCACCGUGACCUUGAGCCUUCAAACAUAUUGAGGGAUGACACUGGGCAUCUGAAGGUGGCAGAUUUUGAUUUGUGUAAGAUGCUAAAGUGGAGAAGAAAAGUCAGAGAGGACAAACCAGUUACUUCUCCUGGCAAUGCCUGUAGGUAUGUAGCUCCAGAAGUCCUGCGUAAAGAGGAGUAUGAUAAUAAAGUUGAUGUCUUCUCAUUCGCUUUGAUACUUCAGGAGAUGAUUGAAGGAUGCCUGCCUUUUCACGAUAAGAAAAUUGAUGAAAUUGAGAAGGCCCAUAGUUCUAAAGAAAGGCCACCGUUUAGAGCUCCUGCAAAGCAUUAUGCCUACGGGCUAAGAGAGUUGAUUGAGAAAUGCUGGAGUGAAAAUCCUGCUGAUAGGCCCAAUUUUAGAGUUGUCAUUGAUCGGUUGUCUGCCAUCCAAAUUGAACUAGCUCGCAGAAACCGUUGGAAGGUCAGACCUCUCAAGUGUUUCCUUAGCUUCGAAGAGAAAAGGCAGCAUGGCCAUGACACGGUGUGCAGACCCAUGUCAUUUUGGAAACUGUUUGAGAUCGAAAGUGAAAUCUCUGUCUUGAUUGAUGGUUAUAGGCGCUACUUAUACCAUCUGGAGAGACGCGAUCGAAGGGAGGCGUCGGUUCCAGAGGGCAGGAGCGAGAAGGCGUCUGUGCGGGACAAACCGCACGACAGUUUGGGCAAGGGAAGAUUUUCCCCUAAUUACAAAUUGUAA